CCUUCUUUUUCGCUCGAUACGGCGCCUUGGCCUUGACGAGAACACAGCGGGCAUAUCUCCGAAGCAGCAGCAACAAAAGCAGCAGCAGCAGAGCCAGACGCAUCAGAAGCACCAAAGCAUCAGAAGCAUCAGAAGCAUCAGAAGCACGAAGCAGCAACCUUUGCCUUGUCUCGUGGUUCCCUGUUACCCCUCCUCCACUUGCACAUCAUCUUCUCCCAGUCUUCACCAUGAUCAACCGCGUUGGACUGCAGUGCGCCAGAGCCUCGGCCCGUUUCACGGCCGUCUCGCCCGCUGCCUUUUAUGCCCCUCGCCAUGUCGCUGCCACUUUCCACUCUGCUCGCGUGAACCUCUUUGAAAAGUCCAGUGCCUCCAACAGCGCUGCCACCGAGAUCGAGCACAAGUCGCGCAUCAGCGGCUCCUACCACUGGAACUUUGAGCGUGCCCUCUCGAUCGUCUCGGUUCCCCUCCUCGGUGCUGCCGCCGUCGUUGGCCCCAACGCCCUCAUCGAUUUCGCCCUCGGUGUCGUCAUCCCCCUCCACAUCCACCUUGGCCUGGACUCGGUCAUCGUCGACUAUCUCCCCGCUCGCCGCACCAAGGUCCUCAACAUCCUGGCCACUUGGGGUCUGCGUAUCGGCACCGGUCUGGCUCUCUAUGGAUGCUACCAGUUCAACACCAACGACGUCGGCCUGACUGCCUUUGUCAAGCGCCUCUGGACCGGAAAGCUCUAAGCCCGUCGCAAUAAAGUCGACGACCACUCUCUUUCUUUUGGCAUCGAACCGGAUGAUCUCGCAACGAGUGGACAGAUGGUUCUGGCGAGCGCUUUUGGCCCCGAUGAGAUGCAUCCGUCGCUCGAUCACAUCGAUGGACUCUGCCAAACGACUGUCGGUGCCGUUGCUCGCGGCUUUGCUCGAGCAUGUGAAAGUCGAGCGCACACAGGCAGCCGCAUUCACUUGACAGGCUUUGGCUAUCCCACUCGAGGCCGCCGAUGAUCUCCCGAUGGCUGCGAGUGACCUGGAGGCAGAGCUCGAUCGAGAUGGAUCUGUUGUGCACUUGCGCUGUUUUUGUCCGGGCGGCAGUUGGGCCAAUCUCCGGCUGAUUGAGGGCCGAGUCUCGAAUUCCGUCGCUUGUGUCGUUUCUGUCGCUGUUGUCGCUUCUGCUGGUUCUGCUGCAUUGUCUCGGGCCGCGCCUUUGUUCAAGAAUUCGACCUGCGUCCCUG
Polychytrium aggregatum is the source of this 1216-nucleotide messenger RNA. Its product is annotated as CybS-domain-containing protein. Bases 228 to 728 code for a protein of 166 amino acids. Gene Ontology annotation, cellular component: membrane; mitochondrial envelope. The record is from RefSeq and is a predicted model, not a curated record. Lineage: Eukaryota; Fungi; Chytridiomycota; Chytridiomycetes; Polychytriales. Gene Ontology annotation, molecular function: ubiquinone binding; heme binding. The transcript has 3 exons. Gene Ontology annotation, biological process: tricarboxylic acid cycle; mitochondrial electron transport, succinate to ubiquinone.